GGACUUAUCAAAGGGAGAGCUCAGAAACGUGAAGCCAAGCGGCAUUAAGUAGCUGCACACCAUCCCAUGGUCCUUAUCUACAUUCAUUUUGUGGGAAUUGUCCUACCUUCUCACCUGUUGCAUGGCUUGUGAUCUGCUUUCAGGAGUUCUUUCCAUAAAUAGAAAUUCUCUGUGAAGCACAUGUUCCUCUGCUGUGGUGUCUAUGCCUCAUCUUUGGUGCAGUUUUAUUUCUUACUGUGUUACCUUUGCUCACUAAUGUCUUUCAGUCCAGUGAUAUUCAGUGAGUUGGGUGAGGAGGAGGAGGGUGAUGCAGCUUCUGAUUUAGAUUCUGUUAAAGCCCUGACAGCAAGACUGAAGCUGCAGACUCGCCGUCCAUCCUAUCAGGAGUGGACACAGAGAGUACAGGCACGUCCAUGGGUGAGAAAUCGAGGAGUUAUCCAAGAAAGACAAACUUCCAGUCAAGAGGAAGACACCCCCAAAAACAGUGUAUGUGGAUUCAGCUCCAUAGAUGAAGCUUUGGAAUGGCUUAGGCAAGAACUGAGGGAGAUGCAAUCCUCGGACCACCUUCUAGCACGGAAGCUUAUGCAGUUGCGAUCUCGGAUAUCCCAGCUGAAAAUAGAGCAGACUUGCGAGAGACACAAGGAGAUGCUAGAUGAUGCUACUUAUGACCUAGAGGACUGUGAUGAGGACUCUGACCUGCUCUGCAACAUUCCCCCACGAGCAGCCUUUUCUCUUUCAACUCCCCUUAAACACAUUGGAGUUACUCGCAUGAACAUUAAUUCACGAAGAUUCUCCCUCUGCUAGGAAUCACAUCAGAAUAGUCACUGACUGUCAAAAAAACCUCACAUACACUACUUCAUUUUAAGACUAUAUUAACGGAACUGCCUGCUAAUAGUCUGUAAUAUACUGUAUGCUUUCACAUGCUGAAAGUGACCAGCUCAGUAGCUGUAGUCUGACUCUUCACUGUGGCUGAUAUAAACUCAUCUCACUACCCCCCGCUGGCUAGUAAGGACAAAAUUAGAAGUACUAUAAAAAGUUAUAUUUGAAAUUAUUAUAUACAAUAAAACAUAAUACAAUUGUGCUGUUA
Pseudophryne corroboree (corroboree frog) is the source of this 1087-nucleotide messenger RNA. RefSeq names its product family with sequence similarity 167 member B (gene FAM167B). Bases 181 to 804 code for a protein of 207 amino acids. NCBI's taxonomy places the organism in Eukaryota, Metazoa, Chordata, Amphibia, Anura, Myobatrachidae. The transcript is spliced from 2 exons. The record is from RefSeq and is a predicted model, not a curated record.